AUGCUGCCGCAGCACUUUGACCUUUUGAAGGGCCUAGUGAACCCCAACUAUGUGGAGCAGGGGGCGCAGGCCCGCAACUCGCGCUCGAAGCAUUUCACGGCGCUGUUCACACAGCGUCGGCUGCCGGAUGUGGGCUGGAAGGAGGAUGACAUUCAAGCACUGCUGGAUGAAAUGGCGUCCUUUGACACCAACAACUUUGAGGGAAACGUUGGAGUCGGAGAAAGAGAAGGCCGCGUCAUCUCUGACCUGGUUCGGCGUAGGCAUUUUGGCCUGACGCAUGGUAUCGGUCGGAGUGGAGAUGUCAUGGCGGAGCAGCCGAAAGCUGCCGGGUCUUCCCUCUUGGUGCAGCUGACAAGAUACUUAGCGCUGGAUGCGAUUCGAUUAGCUGGGAUCAAGGCUGCCAAAGCUUGCGCGGUCUUGCCUGCUGCGACAGGACUCACCAUGACGCUGGUAUUUCUGGCCUUGCGGCAGAUGAGGCCAGAAGGGAAGUAUGUGGUCUGGUCCAGGAUAGAUCAGAAAUCCUGCUUCAAGGCGAUUGGAGCAGCUGGUCUAAAGCCCAUUGUCGUUGAGCUGAAGCCUAUCGAAGGCACUGAUGCUUUGGGGACCGACCUCGAAGGCAUGCGCAGUGCCAUUGAACAGGUUGGAGCUGAUGAGGUCCUUUGCAUCUGCACCACCACCUCCACCUUCGCGCCGAGGGUGCCAGAUUUCAUCGAUGAGGUCGCAGUGAUGGCACAGGAAUUGCAGGUGCCGCAUGUGAUCAACAAUGCGUAUGGCCUGCAGUGUUCCAAGUGCGCCCAUUUGGUUGAGACUGGCUGCCGCCGUGGUCGCGUCGACGCCUUUGUGCAGAGCACGGACAAGAAUUUCAUGGUCCCCGUGGGUGGUGCCAUUGUGGCAGCUCCUUCUGCAGCCCUGGUGGACAAGGUCUCUGGGCUUUAUCCGGGCAGGGCAUCGAUGAGUCCUGUGUUGGACCUGUUCAUCACCUUGCUGUCCUUGGGCGCUCCAGGGUGGACGGGGCUCCUACAAGAGCGAAAGGAGAACGCCAAGUGGUUUGAGGAACGCUUGGGCACCGUGUCCAGCAAGCUGGGCCGUGGCCUCAAAACCAGGGAGCAACCCCUUUUGGUUCAGGAACGGUAA
This is a messenger RNA of Durusdinium trenchii, 1134 nucleotides long. The record is from the annotation of a GenBank genome assembly. NCBI's taxonomy places the organism in Eukaryota, Dinophyceae, Suessiales, Symbiodiniaceae.